AUGACACAACCUGAUAAUCAUAUUUCCAAGCUUGCCGCUAACAGCGCCCCUUCAAUCCAUCCGGAGUCAAUCCUGGGGGAUUUUCUGCGGAAUAAUGACGACGUAGUUUUCGUUCGGUUCCAAUGGCAGGAUUAUUCAGGAAUUCUUAGGGGCCGUGUGGUACCAGUCAAACAAUGUCUACAGCUUGCAGCGGAAGGUAAACUCGUCCAAGUCCCUCCGUUUGCCUUCGAGUGUGUGUUGGAUAAUACACUCAGGCCGGGCAUGGAUCCGACCGGGGUGGAUUGGCUUGUACCGGAUUGGACGAGUAUUCGCACCAGUUCGCGAAGCAGCCUUCCAGACGGAUGCUAUGCCACCGUGAUGUGUGAUGUUGUACGGACUACGCCGGCACAACCGGGCCCGAAUUUUGAUUUAUGCCCGCGCCGGGCACUAGAAAAAGUGAUACAUAAAGCAAGAGACACCUACCGCAAGGAUUUUCUAGUUGGUUUUGAAGUCGAGUUCGAAAUUAUGAAGGUCUCCGGGAAUGGCGGUUUUAUCCCACUAAGUGCCGGGAUGGGGCGGUUUGCCAUUGCAGGACAGCGUGACCCAUGCUUCAAAUACGUGGAAGAAUGUAUCCAUGAGCUGCAGGUGGCGGGGGUGAGCAUCCUAACCUUCCAAACCGAAGGACGCAGGGGCCAAUAUGAGAUCUCUCUGGGGCCGCUUCCCCCCUUACAAGCAGUCGACCAACUCGUCCUGGUACAUGACUGCAUUAAAAGUGUGGUGGCUCGCCAUGGGCACGUCGCCACCAUGUGCCCCAAACCAGUGCAAGGUCGGAGGCAAGCCACGGGCCAGCACACUCACAUCUCCAUUCACCCGCCAGACCGCGAAGAUUCCUUCCUCGCGGGCAUGCUCAAGCGACUGAGAUCGCUCUGCGCAUUUGGCUUACCAUAUGAUCUCUCCUAUGAACGCGUCCAACCCUAUCUGGGCGGUGAAAUCGUCGCAUGGGGGACGCAGAAUCGAGAAGUUGCCAUCCGGAAGAUCGGCCCUGGGCACUGGGAGGUCAGAUGUAUCGAUGCAACUGCCAACAUGUAUCUGGCAUUGGCAGCAUUGCUGAGUGCUGGUAUCCUCGGCCUUGGGCGCCAGGAAACACUCACGUGGCCGGAUACCGCAAUCCCAAAACAAUGUUUGAGUGGUAUUGGAGAAGAGCCGUGCUACCUUCCGCGGAAAUUGGAAGUUGCACUAGACCUCCUUGAGGCGGAGAUAUCUCAGGUAGAAUGUAUGAUGGGAAGUAGGAUCGCGCGCCAUUACUUAGCGCACAAGCGGUUCGAGCUGUCGCGGACGAAGGAGAUGGAUGGCGACAAGGCAAGGAACCUCCACAUUGAACUCUUCUAG
Messenger RNA from Aspergillus pseudoviridinutans, 1368 nucleotides. RefSeq lists its product as uncharacterized. Gene Ontology annotation, molecular function: glutamine synthetase activity. The transcript has a single exon. The record is from RefSeq and is a predicted model, not a curated record. NCBI's taxonomy places the organism in Eukaryota, Fungi, Ascomycota, Eurotiomycetes, Eurotiales, Aspergillaceae. Bases 1 to 1368 code for a protein of 455 amino acids.